CCACGAUAUGCCCUCCAACUUCAUCUGAUAUCCCUCUCUGAUUCUGUCCAACUCUCCCGCAGUCAUGGAUGUAGCCUACGACCACAUCCAGGAGGAGAUCUUCUCCUCCAACGACCCCGCCAAGAAAGAAAACAACAGCAAGAACAAUAACAACCCCUCCGAUGCACCCGCCACCAACUCAGACCGCCCCAACGUCGACCUUAACGCCGAACUGCAGGAAACCUUCCGCGCUUUCUCCGCAAGCCCCUGGGGUGCACGCAUCGGUGGACUCUGGGACAAUGUCCGCAAACAAGGCGAAAGCUAUUACGAAGGCGCUCGCCAGGAAUACGCCGCCGCCAGCGAGGAAGCCGCCAAGGGGUUCUCGGAUCUGAAGAGUAGUAUCGUCGGGCGCACGCGGGGGUUGUCCCUGAGCACGGCUUUCAACAAUAACAUCAUCGGCGCUGGCACCAGUACUACAACUGAGCAGGAGACGGAUACAUCGUCAUCUACGCCUAAGAAUGAGACCGGAGAUAAGGAGAAGGCUGGACCUUCUGCCAGCUCGGAUAACAAUAAUGAGGGGUUCCUCUCGCGGUUCAAGGCCGAGGCCGCCCGCCGACUCAAAGAGAUCGAGAAGGCUGAGGAAGCAGCCGACGAAGCUAUCCUGCGCUUUGGGAUGAACAUCGGACAGAAGUUGAAGGAUGCGGUCAGCAUUGUGCCGCCGUCUACGGACUCGUCGUCGGACAAGCUUCUAUUUGAGAGUAAGGAUGCAGACGGGAAGCGGGUUAUUCAUGCUACGCGGUUCGAGGCACAGCUUCAUGUCAUUCAUUCGAACUUGGAGAGUUUCUCGAAAGAUCCUGUGAGUGAGGAGUGGUCUACUUUCAAUCAGUCUUUCAACGUGGACAAUAAGACGGAUGCUAUUGCCGCCGACUUGGAGAAGUAUCCGGAGCUGCGCUCCGCUAUGGAGAAGCUUGUCCCGGAGAAGGUGGAAUACGCGGUCUUCUGGUGUCGUUACUACUUCUUGCGUUUGGUUAUUGAGACCGAGGAGCAGAAGCGGAAGGAGCUUCUCAAGGAUGUCAACGUCGACGAGGAAGAAGUCAAGUGGGACGAUGAUUCCGAUGACGACACCGACUCUCCCUCUACGCCUCAAGUCCAGCAAUCUACCGCAACCGCCAAGGCUACCACUGCCACCCCGACUGCCACUGCUACCGAGAAGGAUACCCUAAAGCCCACGGAACCCCGCCGGUCCAACGACCAACAGUCCCAGCCCGACAGCGAAUCCAGCUACGACCUUGUCAGCGGUGCGACCAGCCGCACUCCUGCCAGCCCCAAGGAGAAGGCCAAGGAUGAGGAAAGUGAUGACGACUGGGAGUGAAUGAUGGGAUGAUUGCUUGGAGUAAAGCACAGAUUUUGACUGCGUCGUAUAGUUGCUAGAGAUUCUCCAAAUUAUUGACUGACCACUGGCUGGUCCGAAAGAGAGAAAGGAUUAUUGUUCCCCUUACAUAUGAGUUGAUCGCGGUGCGAGGAGUUGCGGUGUCGUUUGUUUGAUAUCUUCAGGCGUUAGGAUUGCCACUCUAUUCCUUCUUCUUUUCUAGUAUCGUCGUUCAUUCCACUUUUUCCAUCCCCCCUACGCGAUACGUUCUUGGUAUUAGCAGUUGCGUGUUGCCUUGGCUUUCUUGUUUUAUUUUCUCCCCUGACAGUGCCAAAUACGCCUGCCUCCCCCUUUUUCUCUAUUGAUAUAUGGCCUGAGCGUUUCUGAAAGAUAUUCCUGUUUUGGGACUAGAUUGCAGAACGUGUAAUCUAUUGAUAUGCAAGUCUAUUCAC
Molecule: messenger RNA, 1800 nt
Organism: Aspergillus neoniger CBS 115656
Lineage: Eukaryota; Fungi; Ascomycota; Eurotiomycetes; Eurotiales; Aspergillaceae
Product: BSD domain-containing protein
Exons: 2
Coding region: 65-1351 (428 amino acids)
Cellular component (GO): cytoplasm
Source: RefSeq, a predicted model, not a curated record